Messenger RNA from Octodon degus (degu), 2586 nucleotides. RefSeq names its product calcium voltage-gated channel auxiliary subunit beta 3 (gene Cacnb3). NCBI's taxonomy places the organism in Eukaryota, Metazoa, Chordata, Mammalia, Rodentia, Octodontidae. Gene Ontology annotation, biological process: regulation of voltage-gated calcium channel activity; neuromuscular junction development; calcium ion transmembrane transport. The record is from RefSeq and is a predicted model, not a curated record. Gene Ontology annotation, molecular function: protein binding; high voltage-gated calcium channel activity. Gene Ontology annotation, cellular component: voltage-gated calcium channel complex. The transcript is spliced from 13 exons. The coding region runs from base 107 to 1558 and encodes 483 amino acids.
CGCGGGGCGAGGCCGGGCGUGCGGACGGGCGCGUGUGCAGAGCCGAGGCCGGUCCGCCCCGCCUCGGAGCCCUGGGCCCGGGUGGGGAGAAUCGCUAGCCCGGUCUAUGUCUUUUUCUGACUCCAGUGCAACCUUCCUGCUGAACGAGGGUUCAGCUGACUCCUACACUAGCCGCCCAUCUCUGGACUCCGACGUCUCCCUGGAGGAAGACCGGGAGAGUGCCCGGCGUGAAGUGGAGAGCCAGGCCCAGCAGCAGCUUGAGAGGGCCAAGCACAAACCUGUGGCAUUUGCUGUGAGGACCAAUGUCAGCUACUGUGGCGUGCUGGAUGAGGAGUGCCCCGUACAGGGCUCUGGAGUCAACUUUGAGGCCAAAGAUUUUCUGCACAUUAAAGAGAAGUACAGCAAUGACUGGUGGAUCGGGAGGCUAGUCAAAGAGGGUGGGGAUAUCGCCUUCAUCCCCAGCCCCCAGCGCCUGGAGAGCAUCCGGCUCAAACAAGAGCAGAAGGCCAGGAGAUCUGGGAACCCUUCUAGCCUGAGCGACAUUGGCAGCCGGCGCUCCCCUCCUCCAUCUCUAGCCAAGCAGAAGCAAAAGCAGGCAGAACAUGUACCCCCGUACGACGUGGUACCCUCCAUGCGGCCCGUGGUGCUGGUAGGACCCUCUCUAAAAGGUUAUGAGGUCACGGACAUGAUGCAGAAGGCUCUCUUCGACUUCCUCAAACACCGCUUUGAUGGCAGGAUCUCCAUCACCCGUGUCACAGCUGACCUCUCUCUGGCCAAGCGAUCCGUGCUCAACAACCCUGGCAAGAGAACCAUCAUCGAGCGCUCCUCGGCCCGCUCCAGCAUUGCUGAGGUACAGAGCGAGAUCGAGCGCAUAUUCGAGCUGGCCAAGUCCCUGCAGCUCGUCGUCCUCGAUGCAGACACUAUCAACCACCCUGCGCAGCUGGCCAAGACCUCGCUGGCCCCCAUCAUCGUGUUCGUCAAAGUGUCCUCCCCGAAGGUCCUGCAGCGGCUCAUCCGCUCCCGGGGAAAGUCCCAGAUGAAGCACCUGACUGUGCAGAUGAUGGCGUAUGACAAGCUGGUGCAGUGCCCUCCGGAAUCCUUUGAUGUGAUUCUGGAUGAGAACCAGCUGGAGGACGCCUGCGAGCACCUGGCUGAGUACCUGGAGGUCUACUGGCGAGCCACACACCACCCAGCACCUGGGCCCGGACCUCUGGGCCCACCCAGUGCCAUCGCUGGGCUCCAGAACCAGCAGCUGCUGGGAGAGCGGGGUGAGGAGCACUCCCCGCUGGAGCGGGACAGCUUGAUGCCCUCAGACGAGGCCAGUGAGAGCUCCCGUCAGGCCUGGACGGGCUCUUCACAGCGGAGCUCACACCACCUAGAAGAGGACUACACAGACGCCUACCACGACCUGUACCAGCCUCACCGCCAGCACACCUCGGGACUGCCCAGUGCAAAUGGGCAUGAUCCCCAAGACCGGCUCCUAGCCCAGGACUCGGAGCACAAUCACAGUGACCGGAACUGGCAGCGCAACCGGCCUUGGCCCAAGGAUAGCUACUGACAGCGUCCUGCUGCCCUGGCAGGCACAGGCAGAGCUGGCUGGGACACCCACUCCAGGCAGGUUGGGAUUAGACUGCCAUUAGGCUGCCACUAGACUUGGCUCCCACAAUCCCCUGCCAAGCCCCAGCUCCUGGGUUGCCUGUGGUCCCCCGGUUCCAGGAAGCAGGGCCCCCAACCUCCUGAGCACAGUGACCCCCUAGGUUCUACCCCAGGUACUAGCUGUGUGUUCUGCACCCUGGCGCCUCCUUUGCCUCCUGCACAAGCUGCCACACUGGGUAGCGCCCUCAGGCUGGGACCCCGUAGCAGGGCCCUCCCAUGAUACUCAGGGAAGGGACCCCUAGAGUAGCCGGAGGGUGGGGUGUGGGUGCCAUGAACCAAGGAGGAAAAAAGGCUCCCAGGCAGGCCCGACCCCAGUAGUCGGGCUCGGGACUGUGCUCUGGGCUCCAAUGGCCUCUAUACUCACCUCACUUCCACAUAUCAGAAAUGAGACAAUCAAAGCCCAGCAGCUGGCACCUCCACUGUGGCGGGAGAGCAGCCCUACGCACGGCUGAACAGCAUAGGCAAGGCCAGGCUAGAGACUGCUGCAGCCCGACUUGCACAAAAGGGCCCCUUGCCUGGCUGGCAAGCUUAGCUUCAGGACGUGGGGGACUGAGCGUCCUGGGCUGGGAGCUUGGGAAGCAGAGUGCUUUUAGGGCCUCACACUUCCCUCUUAGGCCCUUGCAUCCGCCAUUUCUAUUCCUGCCCUCAGGCCUCCUGGAAGAUAGGCGCUCAGGCUUUCUUCCCUGCCUCCUGGCUGCUUGUUAGGUUAGGGAUAGAUGGGGAGUCACACCGGGCAUCCACCUGGCUCCCCUUGUCUAUGGCUCUAGUGUGUGACCUACAGAGCAUGCUCCACAGGACCCUGCCCCAGCUCACCUCAUCACCAAUAAAUCACCAUGCACCGUUCCUCAGGUGUGUGUUCUGAGCCUACCAGCGUGGGGAACCAGGUUUCCGGCUACGUAGCCCACACCUGGUGAAAAUAAAGACGUAUCC